AUGGCAACAAAGGCAAACGCUAAUUCAAAUAAAGGAAAGCGAAAGUUAGCACUCGUUAUCGGCAUAAGCAAAUAUAAAAACCUGAAAAAACUGCCUAAUUCAGAAAAUGACGCCUGCUGCAUGUCAUCUGCACUGAAAGAGAUUGGUUUUACUGUUACACUGGCAUUAAAUUUGAAGUAUGAUGAGAUGAAAAGCGCUCUGAAAAUAUCCGAGGAUUCAACUGAGCACGGCGAUAUGAUUCUAUUUUAUUUUGCUGGACAUGGCGUACAAUGGCAAGAGUCGAAUUAUUUGUUACCACAAGAUGUUCCACACUUGGCUAAUGUUGACUUGAACAAAAAUGCAUUUAAUGCACAAGAAUAUCUGUAUGCUUUAGGCGAACGAAAGCCAUCAACAACAGUCUUUCUGUUGGAUUGUUGUAGAAGCUAUCAUAUAUCUGUGUCCGAGUUAGGAGAGCAAGCUUUGAAUCAAAGUGAUUCCAGAUUAGAUCACUUCAAGCCGAUGCAUAUGCCUGGCUCAUUGAUUGCUUUUGCUUGUGCUCCCGGAGCCGGAGCUUCUGAUGGAAAUGGACACGAGAACGGCCUAUUUACAAAACAUCUUCUCCGUCACAUUACAACUCCCAAUGAAGAUAUUCAACUGAUAUUGCGUGAUGUUAGAAGAGAAGUUAUGCAGGAGUCAAAAUCAAAACAGAUUCCUUUUCUGAGCGAUGGAUUAUUGGAAAGAAACAUAUGCUUAUAUGGUCAAUCACGCUAUAAAGCGCGUGACUUUCUGCAAAUAUCUGAUGAUGAUCUCAAACUUCAUGAGAAUAUUGGUGAUGGAGCUUUUGGCAUAGUGUAUAGAGCAACGUGGUUAAGCACAAGCCAUAUAGUUGCUGUCAAAAAAUUACACGUUAACGAAUUCUCCGAUAAAGCCACAAGGGAGUUUUUCCAGGAGCUUUCAUUAUUGCACACUCUACGUUCUCCAUACAUCGUCAAUUUCUAUGGUGCAUGCAUGGAAAAAGGAAAAUAUGCACUUGUAAUGGAGUACAUGUCUCUUGGCUCAUUAUAUAAGAUGGUACACGAAGAUAAGCUUGCAUUAACAUGGGCUGAGCGAUUAUCAAUUGCCUUGCAAGCAGCUAAAGGAAUCAAUUAUUUGCAUCAGUUGCAAGAGCCUAUUAUACAUCGAGAUAUAAAAUCAUUGAACCUCUUGCUAGAACGAGCGUACGAAGGAUAUAUCGUGAAAGUGUGUGACUUUGGUGUAGCUCGAACACUGAAUGAAACAGCACGUCAAACCAAUUAUAAACCUACAAGAGUAAUUACGUUGCCAUGGAGUGCACCUGAAAUUCUCCGCGUGGAACAGCACACAAAAAAGAGUGAUAUUUAUAGUUUGGGAACAAUUUACUGGGAGUUAGCUGCAUUCAAUAAACCAUAUGAGGGUCAUGCAGAUGACGUUAUUCGGGCAUCCGUUCUUGCUGGUGACCGCUUGAGAAUACCAGAAAAUACGCCAUCGAGAUUUUGUGCGGUCAUCAAGAAAUGUUGGGCUCAAAAUCCACAGGAUCGACCAAGCAGCUCUGAAAUAAUCCAAAUGAUUGAACAAUGUAUCCCAAUUGAAGAUACGCCGAAAUUGUCAAGCUAUAGACAGGUCUCGGCCGUUCCGAACUCAAGAGCGAAGCCCUUACAAUCACCAUCUCAAGUGAAGUUGAAACCACCACCAAAAUUAGAUGUAGCGAAAUCACCUCAGGUCAAACCCAUUUCGGCUGUUCCCAAACCAAAGAUGGAGCCCUCAAAAGUAUCAAAUGAAUUGAAAUUAGGUAUGUGA
Molecule: messenger RNA, 1794 nt
Organism: Rotaria socialis
Lineage: Eukaryota; Metazoa; Rotifera; Eurotatoria; Philodinida; Philodinidae
Source: the annotation of a GenBank genome assembly